This is a messenger RNA of Sipha flava (yellow sugarcane aphid), 2546 nucleotides long. RefSeq names its product cytochrome P450 4C1-like. The record is from RefSeq and is a predicted model, not a curated record. The coding region runs from base 818 to 2419 and encodes 533 amino acids. Lineage: Eukaryota; Metazoa; Arthropoda; Insecta; Hemiptera; Aphididae. The transcript has 15 exons. Gene Ontology annotation, molecular function: oxidoreductase activity, acting on paired donors, with incorporation or reduction of molecular oxygen; iron ion binding; heme binding.
UAAUUCUUCUUGAUACUUAGUACUCGUAUAUAGUUACAAAGUCAUAGAACGACAGAACGACAAAAUAAAAUGAUCAACAACCGAUUACUAAACAAUCAUAUUUGUUGAUUAUAAUAGCGUGGGGAUAUGGCGCGUAACCCCACUAUCGCACGUUACCAACUGUCACCCCGUUUUGUGAAUUAUAUUCUUAUCUAAUUAUUUUAUACAUGUUCUUUAUCAAUGUUGAAAUUGUUAAACUUGUUGUGCGAGCUUCGACGGUUACGGCGAUCGCUCGGUCGAGCUUUGCUCGCUCUCGCCACCGAUCCGUCGACCGAGUCCGACGUCCUUAUUUUUUUUUUUGUGUGUCUAUUGCGCCAUUUUGUUCCUUUUGUUUUUAUACAUCUGUUUCAUAUUUCUGUUCCGUCGAACAACGUAUUUUGUUAACCAUUACUCCGUCGAGUUCUUUGUUUAUUAUACUACAUAUUUUUAUAUAUAACACUACUUUCGUGUACUUAUUUACGACUACUCUUCUGUGAGUCAUUUGUAGUAAGUGGUUCACACAAACCACACACGGCGACACCCACAAAUUAAAACAUGAGGUGUGAGACCAAUAAUUAUAAAAUACAAGAGUAUUCUAAUAACAUUGUUGGCACAACACAUCAUUGGAGAUUACAAUGUUAUAAAAAUGUUCACAAAUAUUAAUUAUAUGGAAAAUAUUUACAUGUCUUUUAAAUCAUUAUUUAUUAUAUUAUAAAUAAAAAAUAUUACUUCUCCGACGAUUGUGUCGACCUGCCUGUUGAAAAUCGUGGUUGACGUUUGAAGUAUAAGAUAAGCCGAAAUGGACGAAGUUGUGGAAUCUACUAGUUGGUUUCGAUUCGAGUCUGUUGCUUAUGCAAUAGUAUUUUCAUUUGUUAUUAUUCUAUGGUGUCACUACAAAUGGAAUCGUAAGGAUAUUAACAGAUUUGCUGCUAAACUACAAGGGCCUCCAUCAUACCCGAUCAUUGGUUCGGGGCUUGAAUUUCUCGGAACACCCCAACAGGUGCUUGAAAAUUUAAUAAAACUUGGUGAUGAUUUUGGACCCGAACCAUUCAAACUCUGGAUGGGUACAUCUUUUGGCGUAGUAAUAAUUAAACCCGAAGACUCUCAAAUUGUAUUAAAUAGUGCCAAAGCCCUACAAAAAAGCAGUUUUUAUAAGUUUUUCAAGAACCUAAUCGGCGAAGGUUUAUUAUCGGCUCCUGUUGAUAAAUGGCGAGUGCAUCGUCGUUUAAUUUCUCCAGUAUUCAAUGCCAACCUCCUAAAUCAGUUUCUUCCUGUUUUUCAUCAGAAAAAUGAAGUUCUGAUUAAAAAUUUAAGUAAAGAAGUGGAUAAAAUACGACCAUUUAAUCUUAUAUCUUAUAUAGCACCCACUACUCUCGAUACAAUUUGCGAAAAUAUGAUGGGUUACAAUUUAGAUACUCAGUUAAAUGAUAAAUCCGAAUUUUUUGCCACAAUAUUGAAAGCAUCAGAAUUAGAUGCAAUGAGAAUAUACAAACCAUGGCUCUAUCCAGAUAUAAUAUUCACUUUUUAUCGAAAACUCAAAGGUUUGCAAAAUAUCUAUAAGACUUUGGACAAACUUCCAAAUAAGGUGAUUAAAGAAAAGAAAGAAGCAUACGCUCAGAGGAAAAUAACAAAUAAAACAAAUAGUUUUGAUAAUUCUACUGACAAAGGCGAAAAAAAACCUUCAAAAGGGUUUCUGGACACUCUAUUAGAAUUAAAUGAAAUCGGUGUUAAUUUAACAGAUAUAGAACUUCGGGAUGAAGUUGUGACCAUGAUGAGUGCUGGAAGUGACUCCAGUGCUAUUACAAUGUGCUUUUGUCUUUUAUUGUUGGCAAUUCAUCCAGAUAUUCAAGAUAAAGUUUAUGACGAAAUUUACGACAUAAUGGGCGAUGGUGAUGAAAAAAUUACCAUCGAAGACACAAAUAAACUUGUAUACCUAGAACAAGUGCUUAAAGAAACCCUUCGGCUAUUCCCUAUCGCGCCCAUGUUUCUGAGAAAACUGCAAGAUGAAGUUAAAAUUGUUUCUUGUACCGAAGUACUUCCAAAAGGAACAACAUGUAUUCUAGCUCCUUUAUACACACACCAUAUUUCUGAGUUGUAUCCAAAUCCUUGGUCUUUCAACCCAGAGAAUUUCAAUCCCGAAAAUGUAAAGAAACGGCAUAAAUACAGUUUUAUACCUUUUAGUAGUGGUCCAAGAAAUUGUUUAGGGUCCAAAUAUGCUAUGCUGUCAAUGAAAAUUCUGAUAUCUACGUUCUUGCAAAACUUCAGCGUGCAUACCGAUACUAAAUUAAGUGACAUUAAAUUGAAAGUAGAUUUAUUACUGAGAAGUGUUAAUGGUUAUCCAGUAACUAUUCGACGAAGGGAUAGAAGGCCCACGUACAAACGAAAUCAGAAAGUUUCAUAACGACCGAGCUCAGUUUAGUAUGUGUUGUACUUAUCUCGUUUUUUUAGAAAACGUGGUAAGUCAUUGAUUGUGAUUAUCAUAAGUUUUAAACAGUAUGACAUAAUAUAUAACAUACCUAAGUUAUAAA